AUGCAGAGGCAGGCCGGCAGUAGAGCACCGGGACGUCAGUGGAUGCCCGGACCGGCCGCGUGGCCAUCGCCCGGCCACUGGACGCAACCGGGCGCUGGUAUUAACCAAUGGCAGCAACCGGUGCACCACACGAUUGGUGUGAGACCGACACCGCCUGGUGGUUGGCCCGUACCUCCCAGUAGACCAGUUCCCUACCCGCCCGGACAUAAUCCCGGACAUCCCGUAACCGCACCGCCAGUUAAACCCGUACAACAACCACCACAACCGGCACCCGCCCCACAGCCUCAACCACCACCGCCUGUGGCACAGCCACCACCACCACCCACUCCCUCACCAACUUUCCCGCCACCGCCAGCACAGCCGCAACCACCGCAACCUCAACCGCCGGCGCCCCAACUACCACAGCCACAGCCUCAACCCCAACCCCAACCCCGACCUCCGCCACCUCCGCCUCAAUCACCGGCAGCACAACCGGCCGGUCGGUGGCAACACUUCUGCGGCGGUUCUGUCAUCAGCGAGAACUGGAUCUUAACGGCAGCUCAUUGUGUGGAAAAUAUGAAAUACACGUACACUCCGGGCUCUGUGCGUAUUGUGUUGGGGACAGUGGACUGGCGCAACACCAACACCGGUAGCCCACAGAUGAUCACCAUUUCCCGUAUUGUCGUACACGACGGCUGGAACCGGAAUACCGGUCAGAACGACAUCGCGCUGCUACAGACGAGUUCGCCCAUACAGUUCCAGACGGCACCCGACGGCACCAUUUUGGCCAACAAAGUGUGUCUGUCCAACAAUGCCAACACUGAGUAUACGGGGAACGCCAUCUCCUCGGGCUGGGGUUACCUCAAUAAGAACUCUCGGGUAUCGCCCGACCUCUUGAGGAAAGUGGAGAUCCCGGUCGUUGACCACAACACCUGUCGAAACGCAUUCAGUCGUGUCAUAGGAGUCACACAGAAUCAAGUCUGUGCCGGACAGGCGCCUAAAGGCAAUUGCAUGUCAUAG
Messenger RNA from Oppiella nova, 999 nucleotides. The record is from the annotation of a GenBank genome assembly. Lineage: Eukaryota; Metazoa; Arthropoda; Arachnida; Sarcoptiformes; Oppiidae.